UACAAAGGAAAAAAAUAAGAUACCUCAGAACAAAAAAAACCCGUUCUCGCUCUUUCUCUUCUUUAUUGUUUCCCAUUUCCAGCUUCGUUUCAAUUUUCACCAGCAGAGUUGCGACCUUCCUCUCUCUCAGUUCAUCAAUGAAGGGGGUCUCUGAUUCUUCUUCUCUGGUUCGUCUCAACAUUGGUGGGAAGAAAUUCAGAACAACAUUAGAUACAUUGACUCAGCGGGAACCUGAUUCGAUGCUAGCUGCAAUGUUUAGUGGCCGUCAUACCUUAUGCCAGGAUCCCGAGGAGGGAUCUGUCUUUUUGGAUAGGGAUGGAAAACAUUUUCGACACAUUCUCAAUUGGUUAAGGGAUGGUAUAGUCCCAACUCUUCCUGACUCUGACAUGUUAGAGCUUCUGCGAGAGGCAGAGUACUAUCAGUUGCUUGGACUUAUCGAUGGAAUCGGUGAUGUAUUAAGUAAAAAGAAGGAAGACGAGGAACCAGAGCUGAAGCGUGUUGAUAUUAUCAAGUGCAUACAGUCUGAGAAAGUUAGACUGCGAGGGGUUAACCUUUGUGGCCUUGAUCUUUCCAAGCUGGACCUUUCAUAUGUAGACUUCAGCUAUGCAAGUCUUAAAAAUGUGUUCUUCUCACGUGCAGACCUUCAUUGUGCUAAAUUUCGGGAUGCAGAUGCUGAGGGCUCAAUAUUUCAUAAUGCAACUUUGCGAGAAUGUGAAUUUACUGGAGCAAACCUUCGUGGGGCCUUAUUAGCAGCUGCUAAUCUUCAGAGUGCCAAUUUACAAGAUGCCUGUUUGGUAGAUUGCAGCUUCUGUGGAGCAGAUUUACGCUCUGCACACCUUCAGGCUCUUCAUGAUUGGAUUCUUCACUACUCAUACUAAUAUCUGAUUCAUCGUCGGACUCUUGAGAAGUGGGCUUCUUAUAUUCUUGAGAAAAUGUGCCUUGGAGGAAACUUUCGACCCCGGUACCCUGAAAUUAUGAUGAAUUAUUACGGGAGAGGAAUGACGUUUUAGUGUUGAUUCAACACAUUUGGGAUCAUGUGGGAUGAGUACUCGAACACAUUUCUCUUCUAGAUCAUCUGGAUUAUGAGAAUGAUGCACCAAGGAAUCUGCUGUAUUUGUAAACUUCUGAGAAUUAUUUUGAGGUGGAGAACAUACCAGAUCUCUGGUACUCAGAACCUCUUCAUUAAUGAUAUGAAGUUCUUGCUCAAACUCAAUUUCUUCUACAACUUUGUUUUGAGAAAUCAAAUUCUGAUAUGAAGGCAACACAGAGCAGAAAUUAGAGGAUGACCGUUCAGCUCCUGAAGCAAUCUCGAGGCCUUCGUUUUCUAUAUCAGACGCAACCUUUGAGUUUUCUUUUUGAAGAGUGCAACAGGGAGCUGAGUGGACUUCUUGGCCUGCUAAUGAAUUUUCAAUGAAAGUAUUAUUACUAACCUCGUUGUCUGGGCUGGAAUUUUCUGUCUUCGAGAUAAUAGCCGGCUGUAAAUCAACAGACAAAUUUAAUUUUUCAACCUUCCUCACGUUAUCUGGUGCAAUGGCCUUUGGAAUACCUUCUGAUACAUUAAUAUCCUCCUUCAAAGUGUCUACCGAGAAGCCUUCAUCCAACAUUGCUUCUUUAAUGCGACAGGUGUCCAGGGAAUUUGAAAAGUCUUCUGCCCUAAAACAAGUUUUGGCAAAUCGCUGAUUAUUUUGAGAGAUCAAAGGAUCUAAUCUUUCAAAAGUAAUAACCACUUUUCCAAGCAAUAAGUCUUCAAUUUCCAAAGAAGCUGGAAUAAAACCACAAAUAUUCUCCUUGAUCUUAAUAUAGGCCGAAGAACCCUCUAAAAAUUUUAGUGUUUUUGAUGAGAUCUCAACUAAACCACCUAAAUGAUGCCCAACAGCUUCAAAAACAGAAUUCUUCGAAAACGGUAAUGGAAGAUUCUUAAUUGAAAUCCAACCUCCAUAACAUGAAGUAGCUUUUGGGAUGGAAUGAACUUUUUUUGACCAAUGUUCAAGCUUUCGAUGCAUCCUUCCAUAUUCGUACCAUUUACCUAUCGAGAACUCCUCAUCAAUCUCCAUAUGAAUCUUGAUUAAUGCCUUAUCAUCACAGAAGGGAUUAAUUGAAAUGUUUCCCUGGAAAAAAUCUUCUAUAGUUGUUUUUACUUCAGGCCAUGAGUAGUACUCCAUUAAUCUUGAUUUAAGGUAGAUUUAAAUUCAACAUUUCUUUUUCUUUUCUAAUCCAAACUGGAAAGGUGGGAAUUUGAUCUUUCUUGCAAUCUUCAACUCUUCCAUUUGCUAGUGUUUCCUCUCCGGAAAUGGCAACUUUUGCAUAUGAACUUCUAAAAUAAUGAUCAACCGAAUUAGGAGUAUCAACUUCAUGCACAGGACUCUGAUGGGCAAGAUGGCAACUAACCUUCAAACUUGAACUAAUCAUUUCAGCAAAAGAAAGCCAUCCUUGAUUAUGCACACCUGUAGGAAUAUGAAUAUUGCACCUACCUCCUGAGGAAAGCCAAAACGCGAUUUCUGAAAACCAAACAGCCUUGGAUCUAAACUUUGCUAAUCUUGCAACUCCCUGAUCCAGCAUAGCCUUUUUGGAGAAGAAUACCUGAGGUUUUUCAUUAGAAAGCUUAUGCAGCUCCAUUUCUAACCAUAACAUCGUUUGCAUGCUGAAGGAACUUUCUGAUUUUUUGAGAAGUUUUCCACUAAAAAACCAAAAUCCUCUCGCCAAAUGCAAAAAAAGUGGUCAUUAAUAUUGCAACUUUUAACUUCCAUCUUGAGUUAAUCCAAAACAAGAAGAGGAUAUAUGUUGAAAGUGGCCGGAAAAAGGGAAGAAAAUGCUGAAAGGGCUUUGGAAUUACUGGUCGGAGGAGAAAACAGAGGAGAGAGGAGAGAGCAUACUUGCCUUCUCAAGAAAAGCAUUACAUAAAUCUUCUAAACCCUUAUUCUUCAACUCCAUGAAGAUCAUUUCUAGGCUUAAGGUUAAUAGGGAUAAAAGUUCCAUGCAUGGGAUUGAGCGUGAGUUUUAGUCGAGAGAUGGGCUUUCUUAGUGGGUUGUGGGAUUGGCUCCCUCCCUUCAAUUACAUAGGUCUUCCUUUGGGUAAUAGCCUAAUCUUGUUUACUUUUGGAACCCGGUGACCAAAAGGGUCAAAAGCACCUUACCUCAGGAAUAAAAGCUUUCUUUACCUUUCUAAUGAGGCCUUUCUUUACCUAUCGUGUGAGUCUAUAAUUGUAGGAUAAAAAAUGCUCUUAGAGAUCUUUCUUUAUAAAUCCUUGCUAGCCAAUUUCUGCCUUCAUUCAGGAGUUAGGGAUAUUCGAAUGACAAAUAUUAAAUAUUCAUUGGAUAUGGUAAUUAAAGCAGAUUGAAUUGUAAACUAGAUUCACGUCAUAGGGGUUAAUGCUU
Molecule: messenger RNA, 3375 nt
Organism: Benincasa hispida (wax gourd)
Lineage: Eukaryota; Viridiplantae; Streptophyta; Magnoliopsida; Cucurbitales; Cucurbitaceae
Source: RefSeq, a predicted model, not a curated record